AUGGUAGAAACUACUCUUCCUUCUCCUAUUAGCAGCACUUCCCAGAUCACUCUUACUCCCGCUCAACAAAUUGAUUCUUGUCAUCCCUAUUUUUUAACUUCUUCUGAUAAUCCUGGAAUCAACCUCAUCAAUAUAAGCUUUGAUGGAUCUAGUUAUGCAAACUGGCGUAGAGGAGUUCUUAUUUCCCUUUCGGCUAAGAACAAAUUGGGGUUCAUCAAUGCUAUGGAAAAAUCCAAUGACAUGGUCAUUGUAUGGCUUCUCAAGUCACUCAGUAAGGAUAUUGGAGAAAGUGUGAUUUAUUCACAAACUGCUGAAGAGUUAUGGAAUGAGCUCGAGCAGAGGUAUGGUCAAGCUGAUGGCACAAAGUUAUUCCAACUGCAGAGAGAAUUAAACAGCAUCAGCCAAGGAUCUAGUGAUGUGGCGGGAUACUUCACUAAGCUUAAAAGAAUUCGGGAUCAAAUGAAGGUGCUUAAUACCUUCAUGAUAUGCAACUGUGACUGCAAGUGUGGUGCAAACACACAAUGUUAA
This is a messenger RNA of Nicotiana attenuata, 528 nucleotides long. RefSeq lists its product as uncharacterized. Bases 1 to 528 code for a protein of 175 amino acids. The transcript is spliced from 2 exons. The record is from RefSeq and is a predicted model, not a curated record. NCBI's taxonomy places the organism in Eukaryota, Viridiplantae, Streptophyta, Magnoliopsida, Solanales, Solanaceae.